Messenger RNA from Adineta ricciae, 3276 nucleotides. NCBI's taxonomy places the organism in Eukaryota, Metazoa, Rotifera, Eurotatoria, Adinetida, Adinetidae. The record is from the annotation of a GenBank genome assembly.
AUGACGACGACGUCGAUGGAGAAGAAAAAGAAGAUGAGAUCGAACGAUAUAACAGAUGAUUAUGGAGCCAAAUCGGACAAAACAAUCUCGACUAAUAAUGCCAUAAAUCUCAUUUCUAAAACUGUACAAAAUACUGGACGUAGUAGCAGACGAAAACAAUUGGCACCUCGUUCACGACUUGCUCGUCAGUGUGAUCUAUGUGAUUUCUCGACCACAGUUAUGAAUGAGUUUCGAAACCAUAUGAAAUUCGAACACGGUCAUGAAGAUAUAUUUCUAUGCGAAACGUGUCGCUAUUAUUCGCCGUCGUCACACGAUUUUCAAUUACAUUUAGAUUCGCAUCAUCAUGACUCAUCACAAAAAAAUCUUCAUCAACCUCCCUCACCUCCAAAAUCGAAUCUCUCAUUAGAACAACCUGUCAGUUCUGUACUCGACGACAAUAUGGAAGUCGAUGACGAUGAUGAACAUCGAUUAAACAUCGAUGACUCUAAAGAACAAAAUACAACAAUAUUUGAGCACGAUGAACAAAGCUCGGAAGAUGAACAAAAUCCUUCUACUGGUUUGAAUAAGAAACUUAAUCUAUCCGUUACUUCAUCUCACUCACGUACAACACCAUCACAACAACAAGCAUCGUCCUUUGGAUCUGAUCGUAAGCGUCCCUACAACGUUUCAGUUGAUCCUGCACGAUACCGCCGUGUGCCUGAUCCUGAUGAUGCCAAUUCAGUAAAAUUCGCCUGUUCACUAUGUGGUAAUCUCUAUAAAUGGAGAAAGAGUUUAAAUAAACAUUGGAAAGAAAAACAUAACGACGAAGAAGCACCACCACUCGACGCACCUGUGACAAUCCGUCCUUCGAAAUUAUCUCAUUCAAAAACGUUGACUUCAGUCACAUCAGACAUGUUACCUACAUCAUUAGAUCCCAAUUCAUCUCAACAACAUCCUGCUUUUCCUUUCAGUCCUUACGCUUGGUUCAAACUAGCAACAAAUAUAUCAACAAACUUACCCACUGAUCAGUCACCAUUGGACCUUCGAAUUAAAGCGACAGAACAUCCCGAAAGUGAAGAAGACGACGGAAAAGAAAGUUCAGACGAUGCAUCAUCAUCUAGUCCACAAAAUUCCUAUGGACAGAAGAUCUUCAUUUGUUCGAUAUGCGACCAACGUUUCCUAUCGAUUGAAUUAGUGAAUGAACAUUUUGCACAAAAUCACCUUCAUGAAUUAGAAAAUGAAAUAGCUGGUAAAUCGCCACCGAGAAAUACAAAUGUGGCACAGCAAAAUGAAGAAUGGAAUUUGAGUGAUCCUGUCAAUCCAUUAAAAUGUAUUCAAUGUGAUUUUGUUGGCCGAUGGCCAACUGAACUUCAAAAACAUGCAGCAUCACAUUCAACAUCUAGACCAUUCAAAUGUCUCGUUUGUUCGCUGACUUAUAAAUGGCGAUGGGACUUAGCUAAACAUUGGGAUCGUGCGCAUGCCAGUGGAGUCAAAGGUACAACGUUAAUCAAUCCAUAUAAAAAACGUGAUCGUGACCAAGCAAGAUCCAUGAUGGACAUACCGGCGAAUUUAUCAGCAAAAGUAUCAACAAAUCUCGAUCGUCAUUCAAUUAGUUCAUCGACAUCAAAUGAGAACGUAAUGAAAUUGAAUUUCGAUCAGCAUUCGGACGAUGAACAAAGUCAAAAUUCUAUACUUUCCGACAAUGAAGAUGAACAAAAUCAUGUUAAAAGACUUAAACAGAACGAUGACAAACGGUUAUUCCUUCCACCACCACCACCUGUACCAUCGAUGCCUUCUUCAAUACCGCCAUCAAUGUAUUUCCCAUCUGCAUUCUUCCCGCACCAUCCAAUGUUUUCAUCGUUCAUUAAUCCUUCGUUAUUACUUCAACCCAAAUUUAACUAUUCAGCACGAAUGCCUGCUCUAUCAAUGAAUCCAAACUUGGAUUUACUGAAACAAGCAUCUGCCUUUAUGCAACAAUCAUCAUCGCCACACUCAUCACGAUCUUCAUCAUCUUCAUCGCCACAUCCACCCUCACCUUCUCAGCAGCACCAGCAGCGGCAACAACAACAACGCAUGAACGCUGUUGCUGCAAUGGUAGCUGCAGGCGGUAGUACAAAUAGUAAUACUAGUUCUCAUCUUCUUCGCCAACAACAACACCAACGCCGAGUUGAAAAAGAAGACAGAAAUUUUCAAUGUCGCUGGUGUGACUAUCGUGGAAGGUGGAGAAGUGAACUGAUCCAACACAUGCGAUGUCACCAUGCUAAAGACAAACCAUACCAUUGUUCAGCAUGUCCAUAUGCUUCCAGUUGGAAAUGGGAUGUUCAGAAACACGUGAAAAAGCAACAUGCUCAUGAUGCUGCAAAGAUUGUCGAAUUGCCUGAUAAAUAUCUCUUUCAAACAACUUUGAAAGCGAAAUACGAAGGAACAGACGAUCGUAGUUUAGCACCAACGCCAUUAACCGAAGAGGAUUACACACAUUUCGGUGCUGAUGUACAAGAAAAGCUUUCUUCAAUAAAAUAUACACGUGACCGAACAUUAUCUUGUCAACAAUGUCCAUUUGCUGCGAACUCUAUGGCUGAAUUACGUCGUCAUUUGAUUGUUCAUUCUGCUGAAAGUCCAUAUCAUUGUUUCAAUUGUAACUACAAAUCAAAAUGGAAAUGCGAUGUGAAGAAACAUAUGAAGAUUUGCAAUCAUCACGGUCCAGUGCUGGUCGGACGUAAAGCAAUGGCCAAAGUCAUGGAGAGUCUUGGUUUGGUAAUCGAUAGCAAUGGAGCGAAUUCAUCGGAAAAAGUGUUCGAACAAAAAUCGUUGGAUGAUGAAGAAGAAGAUGAAAUAAUUGUGGAUGAAAAUCAACAGGAAGAAGCGAAUGAAAAACAAAAGAUCAACAGUCGUUCGCAAAACAAUCAUCUACGUUGUCGACAAUGUGACUACGAAGCUAACGAUCUCUGUGAUCUACUUUCUCAUCGAAAAAAUCAUGCGUUGGCCAAGACGCACGUCGACACCGAUAAAAAAUAUAAUAGCGACAUUGAAAAUGACGACAACAAUCAAUCAGAACAAAUCUUUGAUUAUGGUAUGUCAAGUCCAAUCUUCUCGAAGAAAUGCUUCUAUAUUGAAUUUCUAGAGAUGGAAUGGCUGGAAAACAAUCCCUUGGUAAAACAAUUCACUACUGUUCAUGAGAAAACUCGAUCAAUUCUCUAUCAAUGUUCAAAAUGUAACUACCAAACAAACAAUAACCAUCAACAUUUCCUCAACCAUAUCGAUCACCAGCACCCGAACUUAUUAGAAGAUCAAAUGUAA